Molecule: messenger RNA, 447 nt
Organism: Geodia barretti
Lineage: Eukaryota; Metazoa; Porifera; Demospongiae; Tetractinellida; Geodiidae
Source: the annotation of a GenBank genome assembly
CGGGUGACUAGUAUAGACUAGUGCCUGACCAUCAGUUACGUCACUAUUUCUUAUUGGCAAUGAUAUGCAGCCCAUGUAGCGUUAGUCUCGUAUUGUCAUAUUGUCAUGCAUGUUACCACAACGGUCGGCAAUGCUACUGGUGUAGAGUCUGGUGAAUGUACAAAGACCUUCUCAGUGUCCUUGUGGAGUCUGUCUAGUUGGAGGGAGAGGCUCCAUCGUCUGUGUCUCCUCAUACACACUUCAUCCACCUUUUCUUUCUCCUCCUUCAACUCCACUAGUACCUGCUGUACUGACCUGCGAGAGAGAGAGGAGAGGGGGGAGGGGGAGGAAGUAAGAGGAAAAAGAGAAGGAGGGAGGGGGAGAGAGAGGGUUAAAAAAGAAAAGAAGGAGAGAGGAAGAGGAGGGAGGGGAGGGAAGGUUUAGAGUAAAAGGAGGAGUGAGGGGGAG